CCAUCCUCGAAGCGGAACGACGAUGCAAAACCCCUCGAGCUCUGUCCCCAUCUUCAUCUUAGCUCUCUCUACGGUGUAAUCCAUAGUAACUUUCCCGACCCAUCACAGUGUCAGUCCGUAUACUGUACACCAAGUGCUUUCAUAUACGAUACAUAUGUCCAGUUGUCUGUUGUCUCUGUCUCCUUGUUUCUGUUCGCAUAGCUAUAGCCAUGCCAUCUGAUCGCUACUUUCGCAACAAGGCCAUUGACAAGGCUAGCAGCAGUGGCAAGUCCUCCUCCACCGAGAAACGCCAGGAAGAACUCUUUGAGAAUGGAAAAGCUUGCACGGCUCUUGCCCGUCGGUACUUUCAGAUUUGCUUGGACUUUUACGAGGACAACAGUACGAAUAAAAGAAGAUCCUCCUCCAAGUCAUCGUCGUUGUCAUCACAACUGGGAUCUCUGUACAAAGGAGCUCUGGGUCCACGUGUCUAUCUGCGACUCCUCAUGGCGCAACAUCUCCAAAAACAACAGCAGUCGCCAUCACUGGACGACCAAAAGGAAAUUGCGUCCUUACUUCAAACCGCACUAACAUUGGCCCAACAGGUUGUUCAAGAGACGGAAACCCAAAAACCACAGCAACGAGUCACCUUGUUGACAGGUCCCUAUGUAGGAGCCAAAGCGCUCUUGGCAGCCCUCCAUCAAGCCUUGGGAGACGCGGCGUCUGCCCAGCAACAUGCCAACGAAUUGAUUGGAUUUCUCCAAACACACACUGCAACCAUGCACUCUCGCGAAUGUGAAGUCUUGUACGGACGAGCGGGAGCCAUUCAAGCCAUUUUGUUUUUACGACAACAACUCCAUGACACACAAUUGGGAUCCUCGGUCGUGGUCGCACUGGCACAAGCCAUUGUCCAAGAAGGAAUCCAAACGGCUGCCAAACACAACCAGUUGCCACUUCUUUGGGAAUGGCACGAAUCCCACUAUCUGGGGGCAGCCCAUGGCGUGGUGGGAAUACUACACACCUUGUUGUGUCUCACACCCUCCGAACGACAACAACUGCCGCAUGCGACCAAUAAUAAUUUGAUUCCACAAACCAUCCACGCCUUGAAUUCCCUCUGUUGGCCGGAAUCGGGCAAUUUGCGAAGCAGUAUUGGCAGUACACACGACAAGUUGGUUCAUUGGUGUCAUGGGGCACCGGGACACGUGCUAUUGUUGGCCAAGGCCCAUCAAGUCUUUGGUGGAACGAACUAUUUGGAACAAGCCCAAACGCUCGCCAAUACGGUGAUUUGGCCCCGGGGACUGCUCCGCAAAGGAGUCGGACUGUGUCACGGAAUCUCGGGCAAUGCCUAUUGCUUCUUGGCAGUACUGCAACAUGCAUCAAGAACAGCAGAAGCAGACGAUUGGAGACGACGAGCUUGCUACUUUGCCGCCUUUGGCAUUGAACACUGGGAUGAGCUUCACCAUGUUCCCGAUCAACCGUAUUCCGUCCAUGUCGGUGCGGGUGGGUUGGCGUUGCUACUCAUGGAUUUGGGAACGUUGGCGAGCAGCAGCAGCAACCACAACACCGAGGCAACGCGGUUUCCACUCUAUGACUUUUGAUCUAUUACAUAAUAUAGUGCCGCACCGUGCUUGAAGAAAAAGUUUUCUGCAGGCAACACAAAUAUGUACAUCGUACAUUGUGCAUGCCUGCAGACCCAAGUAUGACUAAUCUUCCACAACUUGCAGCAAAGAAGGAAAGUUGCUGUUUCCAAAAGAAAGCAGGCAGCUUGGUUGUCUUGUCUUGUGUUCUUGCCCUGUUUGCAGCUCGACCGACUUUGUGAAGGGGUCAAAAGGCUUGUCCUGCAUGAAUGAGACAAGGGGUUUUGGAUUAGGGAGGUUGUCCUGUAGCUAUGAAUGCGUCCCAAGCAAGCAAGCAAUAAAUAUUCCAAAGAAAACCUCUCUACUAUAGACCCCACUACGGUAUUAGCUGGUAGUAGGAAAGAACGGGACAGCACAAUUGAGAUCACUAGCUGCAAGCAAAGACAGCAAAGUGCAAUCCGACCACGAAGGAAGCAAACCUUGACCCAAGGGUGUAAGUUGCUUCUUCAUACAUGUAAUAGCAUCUCAAAGGUUUGAAG
Molecule: messenger RNA, 2092 nt
Organism: Seminavis robusta
Lineage: Eukaryota; Bacillariophyta; Bacillariophyceae; Naviculales; Naviculaceae
Source: the annotation of a GenBank genome assembly